UGACAGCCUAGGCAGGUCCCGCCCCCGGUUCUUGCUUUGGCUCAGUUCGUUCGCUGACCCGGUUUGGCUCUCAGGACUGACGGUACGAUGACAGUACACUUGGCAUCUUAUUCCCAGGUAAAGAAAGAUGCAAGCUUCAAGAUGUUGGGAGUUCGCUUUUCUAAUUCGGUGAUGUCGGUUGCACUGGAUACAAAUAAGCAGGUUUUGGAGGCAAUUCAAAAUAAGCAAGACUCUGAGCCAAAUGCGGAGUUACCAAAGCAACUUCAACUGCGUGUUCUGUUCAUGGAUUCAGCACAGAAAGAGUACACUGAGAUCCCAGCACCAAUUUUAGACCUAGAAGCUCUAGAGGAACUACAUUUGGAUAACAACCGAAUUGAAGUCAUUCCAAAGGAGAUAUGCCACCUCCGCAACAUUAAGGUCCUCUAUCUGAAUAAUAAUAAUAUAACCCAUGUCUGUGAGGAGCUUGGAGAGCUACAGAAUCUCCAGAGAUUAGAUCUUAGCUUCAACCCUCUAGAGUAUGACUCUCUGAAUAUUGUAAGCAAAGUGCAGCACCUCCGUGAGCUAAGGCUGUACAGUGCAAACCUAGAAGAAUUGCCAGUAGCCAUCUGCAAUAGUCUUCAGUGUUUGGAGCUUCUGGGCCUUUCCAACAACCACUUAAUGUCUCUACCUGAAGAAACAGUCAAGUUAGUGCAAUUAAAGGAAAUUUACCUCCAAAACAAUAAACUUGAGAACUUUCCCAUGGAGCUCUGCUUGCUUCCUAAUCUAGAAAUUAUUGAUCUUGAACGAAAUGCUCUGAAAGCAAUACCUGCUGAAAUUGGCUCUUUAUCAAAACUUCUUAAGCUCUUUUUGGGUUUUAAUAGUAUUUCAGUAAUUCCUAAAUCCCUCUCCCGUUGUACAAAAUUAUCGGCGCUUGACGCCUCUAAUAAUUGCCUGCAAAAUAUCAUUCCCCAUCUUCGUAAGCUGACAGAACUAAAUGAACUGGCAUUGUCAGGUAAUGAACUGGGAGAAUUUCCAUCAAAACUUUGCAAACUUUCAUCGCUCUCUGUGCUCUAUUUAAAGAAUACUGCUAUAAAAAUGUUACCGUCGGAUUUGAGCAAUCUGUCCUACAUCAGAGUUCUAGAUCUUAGUCAGAAUCUUCUUACAGAGAUUCCCCCAGUGAUCUGCACAUUAAAGCAACUUGAGAUUCUGUCCCUGGAUGACAAUCACAUCUCUUUGAUAAUCCCAGAAAUAAAGGAACUCACACAACUAAAUUACUUGGGACUCACAGGGAACAGAUUUACUGGUUUCCCAGAAGAAAUAUGCCUGUUGGAGUCUUUAGAGCGAUUAUACAUUGGACAAGAUCAGGGAACUAGACUUGCACACUUAUCAGAAAAUAUCUGCAUGCUAAAGAAUCUAAAGGAGCUGUAUAUUGAAAACAAUAAUCUGGAAUGUCUUCCAUCAAACAUCAGUUGUCUCCAGAAUCUAAUAAUUCUAGAUUGCCGCAACAAUCUUCUCAAGCAAUUACCUGAAGGAAUUUGCAGUCUUCAAGCGUUGCAGAAAUUGCUGCUCCAGAACAAUCGACUGUCUGUUCUCCCAGACAAGUUGGACUUGCUACCGAAACUUGAACUGCUUGCACUAGAAGGAAAUCCCAUGACAGACCCUCCCGCUGAGUUGUGCAGUCUUGGAAGAUUAGCCAUCUGGCAUUUUCUUCAGGAAAGGAGACGUAAGAAUGCACUUGCAGUUAAGAUCCAGGCAUGGUGGCGAGGCCUUAUGGUACGUAAAGGGCUUGGGCCAUUUCAGUUUCUUCUGCGGUCUGGGAAAAAAGGCAAGAAAUCCAAAAAAGCUACAAAAACUAAAGGCAAGGGUCAGAAAGGUGGAUCAAAAGGAAAGAAGAAAUAGCAGGCCCAUGUUGGUAAUAGCGGCUGCUAUUAUAGUGGCACUUGCUUCAGCAAUUAAACUACUGUUGUGACUUGAAACGA
Messenger RNA from Xenopus tropicalis (tropical clawed frog), 1958 nucleotides. RefSeq names its product leucine-rich repeats and IQ motif containing 4 (gene lrriq4). The coding region runs from base 88 to 1878 and encodes 596 amino acids. The transcript has 6 exons. NCBI's taxonomy places the organism in Eukaryota, Metazoa, Chordata, Amphibia, Anura, Pipidae. The record is from RefSeq and is a predicted model, not a curated record.